AUGGUAAGGGUUUCAUUUUUGUUUUUUUCUCGGUUUUAGCCAGUUUGAGUUGCAUUACGUUUGCCUUUUUCAGAGAGAAGUUAUUUCCAUCCACGUUGGUCAAGCCGGUGUCCAAAUCGGAAACGCCUGCUGGGAAUUGUACUGCCUGGAACAUGGAAUCCAACCCGAUGGCCAACUGCCCAGCGGCACCCAGGCUGGAACGGACGAUUCCUUUUCGACCUUCUUCAGCGAGACCGGCACUGGUCACUAUGUUCCACGCGCCGUCUUGGUCGAUCUGGAGCCAACCGUCAUUGGUAUGUGGACAAUUUUCUUUUUCAUUUUCUUCUGUUUUUAGACGAAAUUCGCACUGGGACCUACAAGCGUCUGUUCCAUCCCGAGCAACUGAUCACCGGAAAGGAAGACGCCGCCAACAACUAUGCUCGUGGCCAUUACACUGUCGGAAAGGAGAUCAUCGACACUGUUCUUGACCGCGUUCGCCGUACCGCCGACAAUUGCACUGGUCUUCAAGGAUUUCUCAUCUUCCAUUCGUUUGGAGGUGGAACUGGCUCUGGAUUCACUUCCCUGUUGAUGGAGAGACUAUCCGUUGAUUAUGGAAAGAAGUCCAAGCUUGAGUUCUCCAUUUACCCCGCUCCUCAAGUCUCCACUGCCGUCGUUGAGCCCUACAACUCCGUGUUAACCACUCACACGACUCUUGAGCAUUCCGAUUGCGCUUUCAUGGUCGACAACGAGGCCAUCUACGACAUCUGCCGCAGAAAUUUGGAUGUGGAAAGACCGAGUUACACCAAUUUGAACCGUCUCAUCUCCCAAGUGGUCAGCUCCAUUACCGCUUCUCUCAGAUUCGAUGGAGCAUUGAAUGUGGACUUGACGGAGUUCCAGACCAACCUGGUUCCCUACCCAAGAAUUCACUUCCCUCUCGCCACCUACGCUCCCGUGAUCUCGUCCGCCAAGGCGUACCACGAAUCCCACUCGGUCUCCGAAAUUACAAACUCUUGCUUCGAGGCCCAAAACCAGAUGGUCAAGUGCGAUCCAAGACACGGAAAGUACAUGGCUGUCUGUCUGUUGUACAGAGGUGAUGUUGUCCCAAAAGAUGUGAAUGCCGCCAUCGCCGCAAUCAAGACCAACAGAUCAAUUCAGUUUGUCGAUUGGUGCCCCACUGGAUUCAAGGUUAGUAUUUUAUUUUUUGUCUGCGCUUUUAGGUCAGUUUCAUGUAUGAGAAUGGCUCAAUUGAUUUGAUGAAUAGUUUUGGCUGAAUAUCAUCUAAAACUACCUAAUUUUAGGUUGGAAUCAACUACCAACCCCCAACCGUCAUUCCAAACGGCGACUUGGCUAAAGUCCCUCGAGCUGUGUGCAUGCUCUCCAACACCACUGCUAUUGCCGAAGCCUGGGCUCGUCUUGACCACAAAUUCGACCUGAUGUAUGCCAAACGCGCUUUCGUUCACUGGUAUGUGGGUGAAGGAAUGGAAGAAGGAGAGUUCUCCGAGGCUCGCGAAGAUCUGGCUGCCCUGGAAAAGGACUACGAAGAAGUCGCCAUAGACUCAUCUGAUGCUGCCGGAGGCGACGAAGAAUACUGA
This is a messenger RNA of Bursaphelenchus xylophilus (pine wood nematode), 1571 nucleotides long. Lineage: Eukaryota; Metazoa; Nematoda; Chromadorea; Rhabditida; Aphelenchoididae. The record is from the annotation of a GenBank genome assembly.